This is a messenger RNA of Hyalella azteca, 4982 nucleotides long. Its product is annotated as calcineurin subunit B type 2. The coding region runs from base 152 to 793 and encodes 213 amino acids. The transcript is spliced from 6 exons. The record is from RefSeq and is a predicted model, not a curated record. NCBI's taxonomy places the organism in Eukaryota, Metazoa, Arthropoda, Malacostraca, Amphipoda, Hyalellidae. Gene Ontology annotation, molecular function: calcium ion binding; calcium-dependent protein serine/threonine phosphatase regulator activity.
UCCGUUAGGCAGUAAGUUAGUUGAGGAAGUAAAGACUUGAAUAUUUCAAGUAAUAACACGUUGAGAAAGGAGUUCUAGUGUGAGAGACUAAAUAAUAACACACUAAACUCCAGUUUAUAGGAGUUCUAAUAAAAUAUUCUUGGCACUUAGUAUGCCUCCGAAAACACCUGCUAAGGCAGGAGGAGGUAGUAAACCUGCAUCGUCAUCCACACCAGCCAGCGCUACGUCGUCUGCUGCUGCGGGCACCAAGCAGAAGGGAAAUGAUUCUUCACUGCCGAUGGAGAUGUGCUCCAACUCUUCUUCAGAGUAUGGAUUCCAGAUGUUUGAUGCGGACGAGAUCCGGCGGCUGGGCAAGAGGUUCCGUAAGCUGGACUUGGACAACUCUGGGUCGCUGAGCGUUGAGGAGUUCAUGUCCUUACCUGAGCUACAACAAAAUCCGCUUGUCCAAAGGGUCAUCGAUAUAUUUGAUGCUGAUGGCAAUGGAGAAGUUGACUUUAAAGAGUUCAUACAAGGCAUGUCACAGUUCAGCGUCAAAGGUGACAAAGAGAGCAAGAUGCGGUUUGCGUUCCGCAUCUACGACAUGGACAACGAUGGGUACAUCUCCAAUGGCGAGCUCUUCCAGGUCCUGAAGAUGAUGGUGGGUAACAACCUGAAGGACACGCAACUUCAGCAGAUCGUCGACAAAACUGUGCUCUUUGCCGACAAGGACGAAGAUGGCAAGAUCAGUUUUGAGGAGUUCUGCACUGUCGUCGGAAACACAGACGUCCAUAAAAAGAUGGUUGUUGACGUCUAGAUGGAGGACUUGCUCUCAAUGCAGCAAAAUUCUUCAUCUUGACUUCCUCUCAUUUUUAUUCAUCAUUUCUCUGAUCCGAACGCGGGAGCUUCUUAGAAAAGGGGAGUACAUGGCUCGAAUAUAUACCAACUGCUGCUCAUAGGGGAAAAACUGCAAAAUCUUAAAAUUACGAGUUCAAUAUAUAAAUUUCGCACUUUUAGCAUAUCUUGUUGCAUUUGCUUAUCUGCAACCUGUGAGCAGCAACGAUGUAUUCAAGGCUCGGAACACUUUUUUGAUCCUUCACUGCCCAGAUGGACAAAUUCAUCAAUCUUUUUGCUUUUUUUUUUGUGUGAACCACACGACAUUUGGACAGUGAUGGGUCAAUACCUAAGCCUCUCCCGCUGCUGUGUUUGUCAUCACAUUUUGCUGUUGUAUGUUGUGGUAAUGAUAUCAUCUUAUUAUCUCGUGAUGUGUGCUGUUAUCGUGAAGGCUUUGAUAGUUUAAUGAGUUGUACUCCUAACCAAGUUAGUAUGAACGCCCUAAUCUUAUUUAUCUUCUUGUGUGCUUUAAAUACAAAAAAACAUGCCAGACAAUGUCUCGGUCUAGGCGUAUUCCCGCACUAAGAUGGGCGUUCAGUGUCAGCGCUGAAUUUGUAAUUUGGUUCGUGAUGGAAAUUCGAACAAUAUGUUAGUUCUCAUCAUUAUGCAAGUUGAAUUUGGCUUUCAUAUGCAAGCUGCUUCAAAACGCGUCAUUGUCAUUUUAUUCAUCAUAGGAAUCGUACUUUUUCCUCAAUGUUGUAGUCAUUCAUUUGAUGUUCGAUCAAAAUAAGGCUAUUUACCUCUACUAUACCUACAUCUAUUCUUCUGAAUUGUUGCAGUUGGCCGUACAAACUUCACUUAUUAUUCGUUGCUCCUUUGUGUUAAUUGAAAAACUUGCUGGAAGUUAUCAGUUUGGUAUUGUUAGAUCAGGCUAUGCCUGUCUUUGAUUGAAAUAAUCACAAUAUUCAGCUCAUGUGUCAGUGUUUGCAGCCUUGAUAGCACCACCCUUGUUUGUUAACUUUGCUUAUGCCAAAUCAUUGACUUUUUGUGUAAGGUCCCUAACAUUCUCCGUGUGUACUCGUGAAUGGGUCUGUCAGACAGAAACUUUUGAAACUUGUUUGUCGUGUACUUAAAUAUUAAAAUUAAGCAAUUUAAUUUGGAACAUCUGAUACAGGAUUUGAUAGCUUAGCAUAUGAUUAUGAACUUGCUUACUAAGUAUUUGCUGUUACAUGGUCUUCUGCGGUAUUGACUUCCUUCACUUUGGGUUAGGCCAAUAUUUAAAGAGAUUCAAGUCAACAAAUUGCCUUGAAUCUCUUCGCAAUCUUACGAAGAGAUUCAAAUGGUAAAUCUUGGUGUAAAUUUUUCAUUAUAGGUACUUUUAUUUUGUAGGUGUGAAAAUUAGAGACGCUUUCUGUGCUCCCGUAGGUGAUGGUCGCUUUGUUUGCAGCGCUUUAAUUACCUGAUUUAUGUUGUCAUUUUCUCGAUGUUGUAUGUGUGUCUGCUCUACAUUUCAUAUAAGUGGGUAGCUCAGAGCUGGAUGCAAAUCCAAGGUUGGAUCGACCAAAUAUCAUGGAAUCAAUUAGAAGUAAUGAAGUCACGCUAUGCAUAACAAGAUAGACUGAAAUUUAUGAAAUCAAGUUUAAGCAACAGCUUUGAUUGAAAUUGACUGCAUCGGAUUUUUUUCUAUUAAUUAAUUUACUGUGUCCAGUUGCAAUUAUUCUGGUUCAAAUUGGAUUAUAACGAAUUGCGAGGUUCCACUUUAUCUAGUUGUACCGCUACAACAAAUGCCCCGUGGCCAUUAAAUUCGGUUGUUAUUCAAACAUUUGCAGGAUCGAUCCUCCCGCGCAUCUAUGUACCGCGUUUAGUGUAGCUCUUUUGACGUCUUUUGUACGUAAGCCUUCCCGCCCCGUAGCUUGUGUGUGCUGCCUUGUGCACGGUAGGGCGACUUGCUUACUUUUCAUCUUCCUACAAUCCUCCUUCCUUUCGCUUCAAUCCUUAUUGCUCAUUUUCUUCCACCUUAUUCCUCUCCUAUUGCCACUGUCAUCCAACGUCUUGAGUUCAGUAGGACAAGGACAGCAUUCGCCGCAAUUGUCUUCGAAAGAACUUAUUCAAAUAUUCGUAUUCAGAUUCAUUGUUCGAAUACCAAAAGUAAUCUGGAACAUGAGCGGGUUUGAGGGAGUAUUUGAUCGGCUGAAUAGAUGAGUAAGGUGGUAGAGUUUCUUACAUCGUGUUCGAUGCAAUUUUUGUCGCUUUGUGCAAUUUUUGUCCACGUUUCAAAAAUUCCUAAUUGUGAAUUGCAAUGCCCGCUUUUGUUAAAUCACGUGUAAGUAAACCAGCUUCUCGUCCGCUUGUUACAACGCGAGAUACUCACAUUGGCCGCGUUCUCUAAUCAUUUGUUAAAAACUGAUGACGAAUGAUAUGUUACAUCUAUCUUACUCCUGCUGUGCUAAGAAGUAAUCACACUCGCAAUGUUGGUCUGUAAUCGUGCAAUAUUUCAUGCCAAAAAUAUCAUGCAUGUAGCCCUAGGUACAUUAUUAAUCGCUGUUUUGUAUAAUCGUUACAAAGCGUUUUGUUCUUUUAUCUUCAGAAAUAUAAAUAUGUUCUGUAGGUAAUUUUUCCAGUAUAUCGGUUACAAAAUUUUCGUCGUUGUAAACUGGAUUUUUAUCGUAUUUUAUGCCUAUUGGUCAUCAUCAUAGAAUUCUUUAUGCUGAAACGUUCUCGGUUUGGUGAGACGUUACCUUGGUGGUUCUUUUCCAAGCUUGCACGUGUCGAAUCCAUCUCAAUCUAUUUCUUGUAACCAAAGCCUACAUCUUCCUUUUAGAUGUCUUGAACAGCCGUGACCGUUAUAGAUUCCCGUACACGUAAGCCAUGUUUAUACGUUUACAUUUCAUUAUCAUAAUUUCGUCGCAACGGUUGAUCAGGAAUAACCUAAUCUUUUGCCGUUUUGUUGAAAGGUAUUUGAGGAGAUUUUAUACAAACUGGAAAGAGCUAGUGUAUUAGCUACCUAAAUUAUAGGCUCAAUUUGUACUAAACUGUUUCACCUUGUGUAUAUCUUGCCGUGUAUUUUUAAGUAUCGCGCGUGUUUAAGAAUUAAUGUUGAUUUAGUGUUUCUACUCAUGGUGUAUUAACCUAGCACUCUUACCCUCCAAAGAUCGUGAUCUUUUUCGCAAUUGUGAGUCCCCUUACAUGAUUUUAAUCUCAUCACGAUCAUUCCCUUCUUGUUGCAGGCUUGUUUUUUUGCGUGAUUUCAGCUUUACUAUUUCCGUGACUGAUGGAAAUUAUUUCGUAUGGACAGAAUAACAACCAACUAUCCACCAAGUGGACAACUUUUAAGCACUUUACGACUUUGAAUUGUUGCUUGAGCGUCUUGUGCUCUCAAAAAACUGCAGAGACUGCAGGAGCCUUCAAACUCUUUAAAAAAAAAACGUCGUUCCACUGGGCAAAUUUGAAAUUUUCUUCUCUCUUAUUGAAGAAAAUAAAACGAAUCGGUUUUAUUUCGGAAUUUUGUUGUUUGAACACUAAGACAAAUUAUUAUACUCGACAUCGUGAUUUAAAUUGUAAUGAAAUGUUCUGCGCGAGGGCUCGACCAUGAGACAAUUACAGCCCGUAAGAAUCGUCUCUUGCAGCCACGCCUCAUGUGGAAAAAUGGUUUUAAAUUAAUGAAAUUUUGUUCUAGUAUCAAGUUCUUUGAUGCCCAGUCUCUAAAAAUUGGGAAUAUCUUCUGUAAUUCAUUUUCGCAUAUAAAUGGACAAGUACUGUACCAUUAUUCAUUUUCGCAUAUAAAUGGACAAGUACUGUACCAUUAUUCAUUUUCGCAUAUAAAUGGACAAGUACUGUACCAUUAUUCAUUUUCGCAUAUAAAUGGACAAGUACUGUACCAUUAUUAUGUAUCAUUUAUUACAUUUUGCUGUAGUUUAAACUACCCGGAUAAAAUUCUUGCAAUUAAGGCCAUUCAUCCUCCUGUAAGGCUCCUGUUAACAGGUUGAUUUCUGAACCACCAUAUAAACUCCUUUUGUAUUCAUUUUACAUUUGCAAUGCCUGCAUUUGCCUUUUCUACUUGCCUCUGCUGCAACUUCAGGUCGCCGCGAAUCUUAAAGCGCGAGCAACUCUUAAAAUUUAUUGUAUAUUCUCUUCACUGCACUUGAAUAAUUCAGUAAAGUUUACCUGUUCAA